This is a messenger RNA of Acaulospora morrowiae, 677 nucleotides long. NCBI's taxonomy places the organism in Eukaryota, Fungi, Glomeromycota, Glomeromycetes, Diversisporales, Acaulosporaceae. The record is from the annotation of a GenBank genome assembly.
AAUAUAUGAAUAUGAAGAUUUUGACUCAGCAGCAGGCACGUCCGAGACCAAAUAUGGACUUGAACUAACUGAUUCCUGGUAUAAAAUUCGUGCACGCAUCGAUCGACCGCUUCAACGUGCCCUGUCAAGAUCUAAAAUACGAAUUGGUUACAAGCUGGAAAUAUGUGGUGCCAAAAUUGAAGGUGGACGGGUUGGAGUGCCAGCUUUGGAUGCUUUGAGCUCAAACAUAUAUCUCAAACUUUCGGCCAAUUCGACAAGACUAGCUAAUUGGGAUGCUAAGCUAGGAGUUGGAAAAUUUCUCCCGUACGCGUUAUUGCGCAGCCUUUCACAAGAUGGAGGCUUUGUUUAUGCAAUUGAUGUAGUAGUAAUUCGAAAGUAUCCGCUGGCCUUUCGUGAAACCAUGGAUGAUGGAACUUUUAUCACGCGAGAUGCAAAGGGCGAAGAGGAAGCAAGGAAGGAAUAUGAAAAAAAGGUCAAUACGAUAAUUCAGUCGUCAGAAAACAAACUUGAAGAAAUAAACGAUGAAGCGGACUUAAAAGAAAUGUGUCAAAAACCUUUAUCUUUACAAGAAUUUCGAGAAAUCACUUCCGGUGAAGAGCUUUAUAUGCUUAUUAAUAAUAAUUCCGAGGCCUUCGAGUUCUCCCAAAAUUUAAGUCCAAAGCAAAUCGAAAGACUCU